This is a messenger RNA of Punica granatum (pomegranate), 948 nucleotides long. The record is from RefSeq and is a predicted model, not a curated record. Lineage: Eukaryota; Viridiplantae; Streptophyta; Magnoliopsida; Myrtales; Lythraceae.
AUCCUUUGAAAGCCCGCCCGUUUUCCCCGUCUUUCUUCUCUCUCGCUCCCAGGCCGGUAGUCACUUCAACGACGACCUCCGCAGCUUCAACUCCUCCAUUGCCAGCCGCUGGUGUUAUCGCCGGUCGAAGGCGCAAAGAGGUCACAUCAUUCAGGCUAGUUCACCCACACCGUCUCCUUUACUGCUGACAGACCUCAGCAAUCACGUCCAUCCCCUAAGCUGGAGGUUCUGUCAGGAAGCUGAAACGGAGAAGGCGGGGACACAUAUGGCUCUCGCAAUUACCACCCUUCGAGCUCCGCCGGCAAGGACUCGUUCGCCUGUCGUGUCCGACUCCGUGCCGACUCGCUCGGUGAGACCCACUUCCCUCUCGUGGGCCUCUGCAUUUCCCGCCAUCAACAUCUCAAUCGCCAGACCCACGAGCCCUCCUCUCAACAAGGAAUCAUUCAUUCGGUCUGCUUGGACCCGAAGAUCCCGCAGUGAGGCCGCAAAGAAGCCCAACAGGAAGUCCUGGAAGCAGAGGACAGACCAGUACAUGAGACCGUUCUUGCUGAAUGUGUUCUUCUCGAAGAGAUUCAUCCAUGCGAAAGUCAUGCACAGGGGAACGAGCAAGGUCAUCUCUGUGGCUACAACGAAUGCCAAGGACCUCAGGACCAGUCUGCCAUCUCUCACGGACAACAACGCUUGCAGAGUUAUUGGGAAGCUCAUCGCCGAGCGGUCGAAGGAGGCUGAUGUUUAUGCAAUAGCCUAUGAACCGAGGAAGGACGAGAGGAUCGAAGGCAAGCUCGGGAUCGUGAUCGAUACCAUCAAGGAGAAUGGUAUCAUUUUCGUCUGAGAUAGUGACGUGUUUGUGAAGCCGGUCAUUAUGCCGAUGAAUAUUGUACCUGUAUAAAUAAUCAUUGUGCCUAUUUUAACCUAUUUUUGGGACGAAUGGAAGUUAUUUUCUUUUUA